Aphidius gifuensis is the source of this 2372-nucleotide messenger RNA. RefSeq lists its product as uncharacterized. Lineage: Eukaryota; Metazoa; Arthropoda; Insecta; Hymenoptera; Braconidae. The transcript has 5 exons. The record is from RefSeq and is a predicted model, not a curated record. The coding region runs from base 326 to 1432 and encodes 368 amino acids.
AAAGUGCUCUUUACAACAUCUUGUCAUUAACACGACUUCGUGGUGAUGAUGAUUAUGACGAUAAUGAUAAAACAAUAAGUCAAACAUAUCUUAAUGAUAAUCAUACUUAAAGUAUAUUAAUUAAAAAAAAUACUUAUUUAGUUUAAAUUUAACUUUAUAUCAAAAAAUAUAUAACAACAAGUUACAAACUUUUUUAUACAUUUUAAUUGUUGUACAAUUUUAAAAAAAAGUGUUAAUAUUAUAAUAAUGUGAAUCAAAUAAUUUUAAUAUUGUUAAAAAUUUAAUAAAUUGAAUAUUCGUGUUUGUAAUAAAAAUUGUGUUAAAAAUGGAAAUUAAUGAUUCAAUUGAGGUUAUGCGAGAUGAAAUGAGAAAAAAUUUAUCAAUAGAACGUAAACAAUGUCGUGGUAUUGAGGUAAACAAAAAUCGUGUGACAUUAGGCAGUAAUGUUAUUCUUGACCAUGGCUUGAAGUUGAAUGAGGUCAUUAACAAAGCACAAAAAUUAAAAAAAAAAACAUUGGACAUUGAAGAUUAUCGAAUGUUACAAUCUGCCUUGAUACAAAAUGAAGAAAAUAUCAACGCUUUUUUAUCAGUUGAAAAUAUUAUUCCUGCAAUUAUUCGUGAUUUAUCAAGUUCAAAUCCAGCUAUACGGCUUAUUGCUAUAAGUUGUUGUUGUAAUAUUGCAUUGGGAAAUAAUAAAGCAUGUUCAGCACUUGGCAGAUAUGCUGGGCCUUACUUAGUCGCACAAUUAGACUCUUGGAACAACUCGUUAUUGGAAGUCUGCAUUUGGACAAUUGGAAAUUUAUGUAAUGGUAGUAAAUUAGCAAGUGAAGCUUUACAUGCACAGGGAUGUUACAAACGACUACUUUCCCUGUUGAAAGAAUGUGAAGCAACAAUUUUGCCAUCCGUUAUUUACGCAAUUAAACAUUUUCUAUAUUCACCUAGCUCUAAAUCCAUCAGCGAUGAAGAAAUCAUUAAAACAGCUGAAAUUAUUAUCAAUAAAUUGACUGAAAAUAAUAUGGUUGAUUAUUUAUGGAUAUUGGCAAUAUUAUCAUCAAUGGUUGCUUGUAGGAAUAUCUUGAUAUCAAUUACACCAACAGUUUUUAAUUAUUUUAUCAAUAAUCUUGAUAAUAUUUCAACGUCUGUUAAUGAAAUAACAGCAGUACUUAGAAUUUUUGCAAAUUUAAUACCAGAAUAUUCUGGUGACACUGCUAAUUUUCUUUUGAAUUAUAAAACAAUCCAGGUUAUCUUUGAUAAACUAUUAGCGAGUCAGUACACUCAUGUGAAAAAAGAAACACUCAAUAUUUUAGGAAAUAUGUACACACAUCAAGUGCCACAAAUAAGACAAAAAAUCAAAGAAUUAAUACCAAAAUUAACAAAUCUUAAUCACGCAGUACAAUUAGUCAAAAACACAGCUGGUAUUGCAAAGUUAUAAAAAAUAAAACAAAGUAAAUUAAUAGUACGUAUUUAUGAUUUUUUUUUCUUUAUGAGAAAUAAUUAAAAUGAAAGUUGACUUGGUACAAAUCUUCGGGAUGUUGAUAUGUCGUCGAUUCUCUCAGGUAAAUCUUCAAUACAUCCAACUUUCACAACAUUAAAAUAGAGUUUUCCCAUUAAACUUGCUUGUGAAUUUUUAGUUUUUUUUAAACAUUUAUAAAAAAUUCUAUCACAAUCACAGUGAGAUCUGAAUAAUAAUUAAAUUAAUAACUAAAAAUACUUGGUAAUUAAUUAAUUAAUUAAAAAAAAGAUAUUUUUAGUGAAACUUACUUGCUGUAAAUUGAGGUGUUUGUCAAAUUAUAUCGACUUUUUUUACUUUUUAUUUUAAUUGGACACAAAUCAUGAGUUCGACAACAUCUAAAAAUAAUAAAUAUUUAUUAACAUUUUUUAUUUUUUUCAUUGAAAAAAAAAAUGAAUAUAAUUCUAGAUAAUUAUUAACUUGUCAAUUUCAAUCUCUGUGCCAAGGUCGUGAUAAUUUGCUGCGAGAUCCCCAGUUCCACACCACUUAGUGCCUUGAAAUUAAAAUAAAAAUACCAUAAAAUCUAGAUAAUAAAAAUAAUAAUAAUUAUUAUUAUUGUUAUAUAAAAAAUGUUUUCAAUUUCUUAUUGACAAACAAUUUUUAAAAAAUCACGAAACAAUUACCUGGUAAUAUUCCUGACAAUAAAUUCAAAGCAUUUGUACCAAAAACAUUAGCACGCUCUAAAGCACCUUUUGGUUGAAUUUUUUCCUUGACAUCAUAUCUCUGCAUAAGAUCAAGUACUUCACAUCUGUGCAUUAAUUUUGUCAUUUGUUGAAAAUUAACUUCUGAUGGUUUAACUGUUUUUGAUAAAUUUCCCAAUACCUCAUUCGCUUCACUUGAUUCACUGGACAAUAAAAUUUUU